AUGAUAAUUUUGGUUCCUAUAUUCAUUAGCCUAAAUUUUAUUAAAGGUUCUCUUGCCCAAUCUAAUUUGAAUGUAAGAAUUAAUAGUGUUGGUAAUAGCAUAUUCGAAGCAAAAUGUAAUGAUAUAUCAUUUCUUCCUAUUUAUCCAUCUUUAGGAGGUGUAGGGGAGAUUAUUCCAUUACCGAUGACAGUUGGUGUUGCCAAAGUUCCAUCAGGUAAUUUAGAGAGUAUUAAUAUCAAAAAUAUUGGUGUUGUUUUAAAUACUUUAAAAAAUAAUGUACUUACUACUACUAAUAAUAGAUUGAUAUUUGCUCAUUCUAUUUUUGGUGAAGAUUUUAGACAAACAGAUAUUCGUUCUUUGUUUGCUUUAUCAAAAUUACUCGAUAAAGAUGUAAAUAACAAAAUAUGUCUACAAAGUACAGAACAAACAAAUUAUUAUGAUAUUCCAAGACAAUACCAAGGUUUAAUACAUCAUGUAUCACUCAUGUGGUAUUCUUCUAUUCAGGACUCUUCUAAAAAUUUUUUUUUUUCAGCAAGAAUUAAACCUAUAUAUAAAAAUGUUAUCUUCAAUUUAAAUUAUAAUUAUGGUUUAAAUGCUGGUUCAAGAAUGGUAUCAUUUCAAUCUAUUAUUGGUAUAGCUACUUUAACUAUUAAAGGUAAAUCUCAUUUUGAGAACAUUGUUUCACCUUGUGAUGGUAAAAUUGAGACUGCAUCAUUAGGUAAUAAUAAACCUUCAAACCAUAUUGAAAUUUUGUGUUUAAGUCCUCCCUCCUAUGUUUCCAAUCAUAAAAGAGAUUAUAACAAUAAUAUAAACCGUUUAUUUUAUUUAAGUAAAUCAUUUGGGGAUUUAGAAUCUUGGAUCUUAAGUGAGGAGAAAAGAAUUGUUUUUGUUCCUGAGGAAGAGAAUCGUGAAUUUUCUAGUAAACUUGGUUCAGUGAUGAAUUUAUUAGAUUUAGAUGGUUUAGUUUUCAAUAGUGGAAUUCAUGCAUCAGAUCUUAUAUAUAAAUCAGAACUUCAAAUACCAGAUAUUUCUGUGAAACUGGAAAAUUAUGAAGCUAUUGUCAAUAGUCUAAGAUUAUAUGACUAUAACUACGAUUCUGAACGUCGAUUAUUAAGACUUAAUUACCAAUCAGAUUUAAGUAAGCAAGUUAGUAGUGGAUUACCUAUGACUUAUCAAUUUAGAGAUGAUGAAUUAGAUUGUCCUGAUAUCAAUAAAGAUAAUUUGGGACGUUGUAAUUGGUUAGGUGAUGCCUCUAUGGGAUGGGAUGUUACCAAUGAAGACAGUAACAUUGUUCCUGCGCCUUAUACUGGGAAAAGAUAUCAAUUAUUUGGUCCAAGGCCUUGGAAUAUGAAAUUUUACUUCUGA
Cryptosporidium muris RN66 is the source of this 1365-nucleotide messenger RNA. RefSeq lists its product as uncharacterized. The coding region runs from base 1 to 1365 and encodes 454 amino acids. The transcript has a single exon. Lineage: Eukaryota; Apicomplexa; Conoidasida; Eucoccidiorida; Cryptosporidiidae. The record is from RefSeq and is a predicted model, not a curated record.